AUGCUGGCGGUCGUGCUGUGUGUUGCGGCCUUGGGGCACCUCGUCCUAGGAGAGAACCCCCAGGUCACCACCUCCUAUGGUACCAUGAAGGGGCAGGUCCUCAAGUCUAGGGAUGGCAGGGACUUCUUCUCCUUUACCAGGAUACCUUAUGCUAAGCCACCUGUCGGAGAGCGGAGGUUCAUGAUUUCUGAGAAAGCUGAUAACUGGACUGGAAUAUUGGAUGCAACUCAACCAAUCCCAUCAUGCUUCCAGCUUAGUGUUGGGCAGGAAGACUGCCUCUAUCUCAACGUUUUCUCCCCCAACUUGACCGGAGGAUAUCCAGUCAUCUUCAACAUUCAUGGCGGUGCCUUUUUGGGAGGUUCUGCAUCUUAUUUCGGCUCUGCUAGGUUUUUUAUGGAUGAGGAUGUGGUCUUUGUCAAUCCUAAUUAUCGGGUUGGACCUUUAGGAUUCCUCAGUUUAGAAGACAACGUGAUACCUGGGAAUUACGGUCUCAAGGACCAAGCAUUGGCGUUGGAAUGGGUUUAUAAGGAAAUAAGUGCAUUUGGAGGUGACCCGAAUCGGAUUACUGUUGUCGGCCAGAGUGCAGGGGGUGCUUCAUCAGACAUUAUUUGUUCAGCUCCGAGGACCAAUGGUUACAUCAAAGCUUGUGUGUCCCAAAGCGGUGUCGGAUUGUCACCUUGGGCAUUCGUACCACCAGGACUAUCGAGAGAAAUGGCCUUGAACAUGGCGAAAACAGUAGGCUGCGCAGAAAGUAGAGAUCUCCUUAAAUGUCUUCAGAGUAAACCAAUGGAGCAAGUUGGCAUUAUUGAUGUGAUGAAAGAUAAUAACCAAAAGGUACAUCUCACAACUCCAGUUCUGGAACCUGUAGGAGCUCCUGGAGCAAUAAUUACGAGCUGGCCCACGGCUACGAACCACAAAUAUCCUUGGAUCAUGGGAGUAUGUCAGGAUGAAGGGUUGGCCAUGACCGGAGACUAUGAAUUCAAAAGAAAGAGCAAGGAAGAGGCAGAGAAGUUUAUAAACGAAUUUAAUCAGACCAUUAUCUCAACAUAUCAUUUAGAAAACAGACCUGACGACGUUAGAAGAAUAAGAGAGAGGUAUUUUAAGGAAGGCGUUGAGCCUCUUGUAGCUAUCCGCAACGUUAGUAUUUUCUAA
Molecule: messenger RNA, 1152 nt
Organism: Nezara viridula (southern green stink bug)
Lineage: Eukaryota; Metazoa; Arthropoda; Insecta; Hemiptera; Pentatomidae
Source: the annotation of a GenBank genome assembly